UCAGAUAACCAGGCAACCAAUGAAACUGGUAGGGCUAGAUGGCAUCCUCUCAGCCUCGCCCAAUUGCAUCAUUUGCAACGAAAUCAGAGGCGUAGACACGCAAAAACUUUAAAAUUAAAGCACUUGACUGGGCAACCUGCCUGCUAGCAUCAAAUCAAAUUGCUAUAAUUCUUUAUAGUUGCAUCGCAAACAAGGAGACAAUAACGAGCAUGAAAGAAAUGGCGGAAACGACGAUAACAGAGGAUGUUUAUGACGAUUCAUACGAGGAGAAACCGGGCCCAAAACCUCCUGUCCAAAUCGUAUGGAGAAACGUUAUAUUAAUGUCCCUAUUGCACCUAGGAGCUCUUUAUGGUCUGACGAUUCUUCCAUUUGUCUCUUCCUUAACGCUGAUCUGGACGGGAGUGUGUUUCAUGGUAAGCGCUCUAGGAAUAACUGCCGGCGCCCAUCGCCUUUGGAGCCACAGGUCCUACAAAGCCUCAUUGCCAUUACGAAUCUUCCUAGCAACUGCAAACUCUAUGGCUUUUCAGAAUGAUAUCUAUGAGUGGGCCAGAGACCAUCGUGUCCAUCACAAGUUUUCUGAGACUGAUGCGGACCCGCACAAUGCCCACAGAGGUUUCUUCUUUUCUCACAUCGGCUGGCUGCUGGUCCGCAAACACCCAGAGGUUAUUGAGAAAGGACGCAAACUGGAGCUGGCUGACCUAAAAGCAGAUGGGGUCGUAAUGUUUCAGAGGAGGCAUUACAAGUCAUCUGUGGUGGUGAUGUGCUUUCUCAUCCCCACAUUUGUACCUUGGUUCUUUUGGGAAGAGAGUCUUUGGACCAGUUACUUAGUUCCUUGUCUGAUGAGAUAUACUGUGGUCCUUAAUGCGACCUGGCUGGUCAACAGUGCAGCUCACAUGUGGGGAAUGAGGCCCUAUGACCACAACAUCAAUCCCAGAGAGAACAAGUUUGUUGCCUUCAGUGCCAUCGGUGAAGGAUUUCACAACUAUCAUCACACAUUCCCCCAUGAUUAUGCUACAAGUGAGUUUGGCAGUCGGCUGAACGUGACCAAAGCAUUUAUAGAUCUCAUGUGUUUCUUUGGACUGGCCAAGGAUUGCAGGAGGGUAACUCGUGAGACUAUCAUGGCCCGUGUUAAACGCACCGGUGAUGGCAGCCACAAAAGUGGUUGAUUUGUUCAGUACAUAUCAGAAAACAAAACAAAAAAAGUUAUAAGACAACAUAUACAAAAGCAUUUGCAGCAUUUCGUAGUGAGCAUUGAAGAUUGAUCUAUAUACACUCUCAUUUUAAAUAAAAUCUCUAGAGUGUGUUGGA
Messenger RNA from Carassius carassius (crucian carp), 1308 nucleotides. Its product is annotated as acyl-CoA desaturase-like. Gene Ontology annotation, cellular component: endoplasmic reticulum membrane. NCBI's taxonomy places the organism in Eukaryota, Metazoa, Chordata, Actinopteri, Cypriniformes, Cyprinidae. Gene Ontology annotation, molecular function: stearoyl-CoA 9-desaturase activity; iron ion binding; palmitoyl-CoA 9-desaturase activity. The transcript is spliced from 6 exons. Gene Ontology annotation, biological process: unsaturated fatty acid biosynthetic process; response to fatty acid. The coding region runs from base 210 to 1166 and encodes 318 amino acids. The record is from RefSeq and is a predicted model, not a curated record.